Messenger RNA from Pogoniulus pusillus (Red-fronted tinkerbird), 4017 nucleotides. RefSeq names its product bifunctional apoptosis regulator (gene BFAR). Gene Ontology annotation, biological process: proteasome-mediated ubiquitin-dependent protein catabolic process. The coding region runs from base 1793 to 3139 and encodes 448 amino acids. The record is from RefSeq and is a predicted model, not a curated record. The transcript is spliced from 9 exons. Gene Ontology annotation, molecular function: ubiquitin protein ligase activity; protein binding. Lineage: Eukaryota; Metazoa; Chordata; Aves; Piciformes; Lybiidae.
CCUCGCCUGCGUACGGCGGUUGAGAACUGCUCCCGUUGGCGAGGUCUGCUCAUCCACUUGUGAACGGUUUCGGGCUUUCUGAUGCUAGUGCUGCAGCGCACCAUUAGGCCUGGAAAGUGCUUUCCUGCUGUCCGUCGCGUUCGUGUGACGGUGAGGGCAGGAUGGCCGUGCCAGCCGCCGCGGAGCGGAACGACUGAUAGGGUCGCCAGCGGAAGAAGAGAGAAUCCUAAACUAACUGCUGUUGUGGGGGGUGUUUUAAGAGUCAGACCGGAAAGCCAGAACUAGUACCAUCGAGAAAGAAGGGAUCGGGAUUUGCGGAGGAGAUACCAGGAGGAUAGCGGAGAACUACUGGUGAUUAUUUUUUAACCGUUAAGAGGCUGGAUGAACUAUUGUGAUGAACUAUAAAGCUCAGCAUUUAAACACAUCAUGGUAGAAUAACUGUAAACAAUGCUUAAGACCUAACAGGAUGUCUCUGCACAAGCUUCUCUGGUUCCUCUGCAUGACUCCCAUCCCAAAUAAUUGUCGUUUGGAGACAUCUGCAUAAUCUUGUAUCAGACUGGAACAGGAACAAAAUAUGUUAAGGAAAUGUCACAGUGUUGCACAGCGAAAACGUGUAUCUCAUCACUACAAAAUCAAUCGAUUUUCCCAAGAAGAAAUGAAGGUAACAGAGGCUAUGUAGAUAAUCCUGAGUGGGGGCGUAUAUAGAUGAGUGCCAUAUGAUAAAAUCAGCCUGUGUGAACCAGCUUGGUGCAGCGUGUUAGCACUGCAAGGCGAAUAACGUACGGAAGUUGUAAUUUACUUCAGAGACUAGACCUCUCCAUCUUAACUUGUAAAGUAAAACAAAAUCUCUGUGAAGGGAAGUUGCUUGGGCGUGUAGAAGUAACACGGAGCAAACAUAGGUCAGCUCUCACGAAUAUAGAGGUAAGUGUGUUAAGAAAGUGAGUGUAGUAGUGUUCGUGCCCGGUGAUUUAAAAAGCUUUGAAACACAACCCUGGGAGAUAAAAAGGGCUUUGCUGCCGUGGACUCUGCCGAAGAGCUCUCUGCUGCUGUCGCCCACCAGAAGAGUGGCCUGGCGGCCCUACCCGAGUGCGGUUUGGCGCCUGCCGCAGCACCCGAGCUCAGUUUUCCUUCCGCAGCCCCCGGCCGGGGUAGGCCGCUCAAAUUUGGCCCAUCGCCCGGGCCGAGCUGCUGCUCGCUUGCCUUUCCCGUGCCGCUACGGGCCUCGCCGCGGGAGCGGCGCAGCACUGGCGCCGGGCGCGCCCCCGCGGAGUAGCUGUGCGGAAGCAGCAGCGGGGCAGGCGGCGGGUGAGUCGACACUGGGCGGCGGCCGGCUUCUUGCCAGCGAGGAGCUCCUUGCCUGGGGAUAUCUGAGCGGUGCCAUUUCGCUCCCCUCAGCUGCUGUAGUGCGGGAAAAGGGGUAGCGGGUGAACGCCUCCGAGAUGAGCCCGGCCUUGCGUGGCGGGAGGAAGCGGCCGUCACGUUGCUGCAGGCCCAAGCCACCGGUGCGGCGGUUUUGGUAGCAGCGCAGAGGGGGAGGAAGCAGGCUGAAGUUGGAAAGAGGUACCAGGAGAGGAGCUAGUAAUUUGCUUUCUACUUCUGACUCUCUUCUGAUGAUUUUCUGACUGACUGGUGAAAUGUUUUUGCACCCCGAGACAUCCUGUUGGCUGUCUCUUCCAGAACUAGAAGAAUGUUUUCUUGGAUGCAAAACCUUGUUUUGAUUUCUGCUCUCAAGUAGUGCCUUGCCUAGUUUGAAAAUACAAGCGAGUUCUUGGGUUGUAUAAAAGAAGGAAAAAUGGAAGAAGAUGAAACUUUGCAAAGUGAAGCGGAGAGAGCAAAAGUUGAAACAUGCACUACUCCCGAGGUCGGUCAGCAGGUAUCAGCCAGUGAGUUCCUUUGCCACUGCUGUUACGACAUUCUGGUCAAUCCUACCACUCUGAACUGUGGGCAUAGUUUCUGUAGACAUUGCUUAGCUUUGUGGUGGGUAUCAUCCAAGAAGAAUGAAUGCCCUGAAUGCAGAGAAAAAUGGGAAGGGUUCCCCAAAGUCAAUAUCCUCCUCAGGGAUGUUAUUGAAAAGCUAUUUUCUGAUGCCAUUGAACAAAGAAAAGAAGAUAUUCAACAAAACAGUGAUAUAGCACACAGCUUAGCAACCUUCCAAAAAUAUGGGAAUGACCAGAUCCCUACAGUUCCGAACACAGGAAGAAUUAAUCCUCGAGGAGGAGGGUUUUUCUCAGGCGUUCUGACAGCUUUAACUUGUGUAGCAGUAGUUCUACUUGGUUAUCACUGGAGUAGCAGAGAAUUUGAAGAUCUUCUUGUCCACAAGCCUGUUGCUAAAUGGACUUCUGAGGAAGUGAUACAUUGGCUGGAGCAGCUGGGUCCAUGGGCUUCACAUUACAAAGAAAGAUUCUUACUGGAGAAAGUAAAUGGAAGGCUCCUCGUAACACUGGCAGAGGAGGAUUUCACAAAAGACCCUUACAGUAUAGAGAACAGUAACCAUAGAAAAGCUAUUAUGGAGGAACUGGAAUAUGUGAAAACUUUAGGUGUUAAGCCACCACAGAACCUUUGGGAAUAUAAGGCAGUAAAUCCAGGAAAAUCACUAUUUCUUCUCUAUGCACUGAAAAUUUCUCCAAGACUCAGUAUGUUAUACCUGUAUGUGUUUGACUAUGCAGAAGGUUUCCUACCAUUUAUCCACACAAUUUGCCCUAUGCAAGAAGACAAAUAUGAAGAUAUUGUCCCAAAACUGCUAGACCUUAAAGAUCCUUCUUGGAAACAGUGGAGGGAAUUCAUUGUAAAGUAUUUAUUUUUGCCAUAUCAGUUGGUAGCUGAAUUUGCUUGGGAUUGGCUGGAUGUGCACUACUGGACAUCAAGAUUUAUAAUUGUAAAUGCCAUGUUGCUAUCUGUUCUGGAGUUAUUCUCAUUUUGGAGGCUCUGGUCAAGAAGAGAACUGAAGACUAUUCCUCACAGAAUGUGGAGACAUUUCUGGAAAGUCUCAACCCAGGGUCUUCUUGUUGCAAUUUUCUGGCCUUUUAUUCCUCAGUUUGUCUGCAAUUGUUUGUUUUACUGGGCCUUAUACUUUAAUCCAAUUAUAAACAUAGAUCUUGUGGUUAAAGAAGUGAGGCGUCUAGAGACACAAGUGCAGUGACUGGCAUUGGAGCUUUUGGUAUGUUUAGCUUCUAAAAAUGGACACCUGAAAUGAGCUUUGCUUUUCUUACCUAUGUGACAGUGAAAAUGGUAGAUCAUAUUAAUUCCAAAUGUACAAAAAGGCCUUAAGAUAAGUUACUCUUAAACAGUCUGAUUCCAGAUCCAGAUCUUUACUAUCAGAAAUUUUCUAUUGAGGGGAAAUACCCACAAAACAUGCCUGAUUUAGUCACAUAAACUGUAUACAAUCAUGUCAUCCUGGUUAUGAUCAAAAAACAUUCUCGGUUCCGUCUCUUUCUCUCUUCGGCACUACUAAGGUGAUUUUUUUUUUUUUCCCCUUUAGCAUUUCAUACCAGCAGUGUAUGGACUUAACUUAAGCUUCCCAAAGGAAAGCUCUUCCUGAAUAGGCUUGAUACUGAAAAUGCUUCAGUGUUUUCAGUCUGCUUUACACAUGAAGUUGUGACUGUCAGAUAUAGAAUCUACAGUAGCAUUCGUUUGAAAAUUCCCACUCUUGAAGAUUUUUGGAAAAUGUGCUUAAUGCCAUUGCUGGUUCUUAAAUUAGGGUUAUCUUUUUAAAGAGAUUAUUUUACAAAUGUGACCUGACACUGUAAUUACAUCUUACUGCAAGAUACUGUGUGCAUCUAGGUCUGUGAGCAAAUACUGCAAAGUUAUUUUGUGUCACUAUGAUUGCCAUUUUUAAGUAUGGGGCUUGACUGAAGCAAAGGUUUAGCUUUGGCUGUUGCAUCUUAUGUUGUUUAAGUUUUUUCUGUGUGUGUUUUGUUGUUUUUGUUUGGGUUUUUUUUCCAUUUGUAUCCUUAAUAUAAACUUUAAAUUUGCUUAUGGAUAUUUUUAAAGAUUAAAGAUCUGUUUUUGAAAUCUUCA